This is a messenger RNA of Aphanomyces astaci, 1860 nucleotides long. RefSeq lists its product as hypothetical. Bases 7 to 1815 code for a protein of 602 amino acids. Gene Ontology annotation, biological process: sphingolipid catabolic process; carboxylic acid metabolic process. Gene Ontology annotation, molecular function: pyridoxal phosphate binding; sphinganine-1-phosphate aldolase activity. Gene Ontology annotation, cellular component: endoplasmic reticulum. The record is from RefSeq and is a predicted model, not a curated record. The transcript has a single exon. NCBI's taxonomy places the organism in Eukaryota, Oomycota, Saprolegniomycetes, Saprolegniales, Verrucalvaceae.
GCAGCCAUGGUUGCAAUCCACACUACGCAUAUCGUCGCGGCGGCGGCUGGCUUUGCCGCUGUGUACGUCACAUUGGGGCAGUUCACGCACGUGGAGCGGGUCAUCUCCAAGGUCACUCCCGUUGCCAUCCUUGCGUUCCUCAUCUACCGCGGCUACGAGCUGCAGGAAUCGUCGAGUGGAGCGUCGCUUCUCGAGGAAGUCGUGUCGUGGGGAUCCAAGCACGCCCCUGUCUCCACGUACCUCGUCGGUGACGCGCUUGUCCUGUGGGGUGGCAUCUAUCUUGUGUCCAUCAUCGUGCCUGAACUCCGUCAAGCUCGCUACGGAUUCUCCAAGAAGCGCGCGAUCAACGUGUUUGGUCAAAUGGCCAUCACGAUCCUCCAGCGCAUUCCGUUCCUCGCGUCGAAAUACCGCAAGGAAAUUCGGAAAAUGGAAGUCCAAAUCGAGUCGUCGCUUCAAGAACACGCCAAGUCGGCCGAGGAGUUCCCCAAGCAAUUCACGCUGCCGGAGGAAGGCAAGGCGAACGCGGCCGUGCUGGCGACCAUGCAAGCCAUGGCGAAGGGCGAAGACAAGCGGUGGAAGGACGGGUUGGUGUCCGGCGCGGUGUACCACGGCGACGACGACCACGUUGCGCUGCUCAACCAAGCGUAUGGCCUCUUCAACGUGACCAACCCGCUGCAUGCCGACCUGUGGCCGUCCGUGGUCCGCAUGGAAGCAGAGGUGAUCUCCAUGACGGCGAGCUUCCUCAACGGCGGCAACACGGACGUCUGCGGCGCGCUCACGUCCGGCGGCACGGAAAGCAUCGUGCUCGCGACCAAGACGCACCGCGACUGGUUCCGCCACGACCACGGCAUCACGCGUCCGGAGAUCAUCGCCGCCGUCACUGCGCAUGCCGCGAUCGACAAGGCGUGCGAUAUGUUUGGCAUCCGACUCAUCAAGGUGCCAGUGGACCCCGUGACGUUCCAGAUUGACGUGGCCGCCGUCAAGUGGAACAUCUCGGCCAACACGAUCCUCAUCUACGCGAGUGCGCCGUCCUUCCCCCAAGGCACGAUCGACGACGUCGAAGCGCUCUCCAAGCUCGCGGUGACCUACGGCAUAGGGCUGCAUGUGGACUGCUGCCUCGGCGGUUUCGUGCUGCCGUUCGCCAAGGAGCUGGGGUACCCCGACAUUCCGUCGUUUGACUUUUCCCUCCCGGGGGUCACGAGCAUGAGCUGCGACACCCACAAGUACGGGUACGCGUCGAAAGGCACGUCCAUCGUGCUGUACAAGUCCAAGGCCAUCCGUCGGUUCCAGUACUUCGCCUACUCGGACUGGACUGGCGGACUGUAUGCAACCCCCACAAUCGCCGGCAGUCGCCCCGGGGCGUUGAGCGCGGCUUGCUGGGCCGCCAUGAUGCGCAUGGGGCGACGGGGGUACCUGGAGAAGACCCGCGGCAUCAUGGAGACGGUCAAGGUGAUCAAGGCCGGCAUCGCGUCCAUCGAUGAGCUACACCUUCUCGGGGCGGGGGCGGCCAUGGUGGUGUGCUUUGGCAGCCGCGAGUUUAACAUUUUGAAGGUCAGCGACCACUUGACAACGCUCGGGUGGAGUUUGAACGCGCUGCAGCACCCGACGUGCGUGCACUUGUGCGUCACGUGCCGACAGAUUGGCAAGGGCGACCAGUUCGUCAAGGCGUUGAAGGAAGCGGUGGCCGUGGUGAAGAAGGACCCGACUGGCAAGCUCGAUGGCGGCAGCGCCAUGUACGGCAUGGCGUCCAGCAUGCCCGCGGGACCCGUCGAAGACAUUCUGCGCAUCUACCAAGAUUGCACUCUCAGUUUGUAGAAAAUGCUGCUAUUAACUUCACAUGAAUGGAUUGGAUUAUGACAA